Molecule: messenger RNA, 4153 nt
Organism: Colossoma macropomum (tambaqui)
Lineage: Eukaryota; Metazoa; Chordata; Actinopteri; Characiformes; Serrasalmidae
Gene: sall1b
Product: spalt-like transcription factor 1b
Exons: 3
Coding region: 304-4125 (1273 amino acids)
Biological process (GO): regulation of transcription by RNA polymerase II
Cellular component (GO): nucleus
Molecular function (GO): RNA polymerase II cis-regulatory region sequence-specific DNA binding; DNA-binding transcription factor activity, RNA polymerase II-specific
Source: RefSeq, a predicted model, not a curated record
CGCAUCUCUCUCAGCUUUGGGAAUGUAUGGGAAGUGUUUUGAUGAGUCUCCACGAGCCUUUCGACUCAGAGUUAGUGGAGAGCAGCAGAAAGCUACGGGAGACGUGCUUACGGCAGUUGUAUGCGGCGCUCGAAAGAGUAUUUAGUUAACGCAGUUCUCUGAACAGGCUAAACUACUUUUCUACUGAACUGAUGCUGUACAAGAAGUAGUGAAAGAAGUGUUGGCAGACUUAACAAAGUCGCUUUAGCCGAGGAGUUUGGAAGAAAGUGAUAAAGCCUCUCUGUUAGCUGAUGUAGGACCAGCAUGUCUCGGAGAAAACAGGCGAACCCUCAGUGUGUCCACCUGGACUCGCAUCUCGCUCCUUCUGAACACUUAGACUACCACAUAAAAAAUAUCAGCUCUCCGCCAUCCGAUGUCCAUGUGUGUGAAAGUUGCUGCGCUGAGUUCUUUACACUGCCAGACCUCCAAGAGCAUCAGAUGGGCUGCUUUAAGAACCCAUUAGUUCUGAUAGUGAGUGAAAAUGGAAGUCCAGCCUCUCCUUCACCAUCUUUCACGUUUAGCUCACCUCCUUGCAAUGUAGAUGACAGCAUCAGUAAUGAAGAUACAGAAGGACUACAUGACUUUUCAAAGGACAAAACACUAGAAGAAAACAUGGAACCAGCUCUCAUGUCCGAGGGCAGCAGUUCUCACAGUGCAAGUCACUCUCAGUCAGAUAAUGAAAAUGGCACAGUAGAUGGAAGCACAAGUGCUGGAACAGUGUAUUCAUCAGGUUUGCCUCAAGCAGAUUCUCCACCUGAACUGGGUACAGUAUCAUCCACCAGCAGUAAUGUCUUCAUUGAGAAUUUGGAGAGCACAAAAGUGGCUGUAGCUCAGUUCUCUCAAGAGCUGUGUUUCAAUGCAGAAGUUAGCAGCAGCAGCAGUCUUUCCGACUGCAACAUAGCCGUACCUGGUCUAAUCGAACAACUCCUGGCUCUGCAGCAACAGCAGGUGGAGCAGCUGAAACUCAUUGAGCAAAUUCGACAUCAGAUAUUAUCGUUAGCAGCCCAGAAUACAGAUACAUCAGCACCUUCCUCCGGCAACUGUCAAGGUACAUCAGGGAUUUCGCAGACCAACCCGCUAAUAACACUCAGCUCCCAUCUCUCCCAGCAGCUAGCAGCAGCUGCAGGGUUAGCGCAAAGCCUCGUGAGUCAGUCUGCAAGCAUUAGCAAUGUUAAACAACUUAAGCAUGCAGUCUUACUAAGUGGCCAUGAUAGCACAGCAACGUUGAGUGGCAGGGACAUUUCUCAAGUGACAGAUACAGAUGGAAGAAAACAUUUGAUACCAAGACUUGGCACUUAUCUGUCUAAAAACCAGUCUAUUUGUGAUGGUACCAUCUAUAGGCAGCAGAGUGGCACAAGUCAUCCACCUUCCCCUGCCUUAGCAGCCGAUACUGCAUCGAAUCCAACAAAUAAGCUCAACCUACCUCGUGUUCCUGCUAGAAAUCAGAUCUUCGCUAAUGCGUUGCCAAGCAUUGGGACAAUUGUAGAGGACUUGAACGCCUUGACUGCUUUAGCUCAGCAACGGAAAGGCAAACUGCCCAAUAUGACUUCAUUUGAACACAAGAAGUCUUUUGAUGAAGGUUUGUUUAAGCACAAAUGCAGAUUUUGUGCCAAAAUAUUUGGAAGUGACAGCGCUUUACAGAUACACCUGCGAUCCCACACAGGCGAGAGACCAUACAAAUGUAACAUAUGUGGGAAUCGGUUUUCAACUCGUGGAAAUCUCAAAGUUCACUUCCAACGUCAUAAAGAGAAAUAUCCUAACAUACAAAUGAAUCCUUUCCCAGUGCCAGAGCACUUAGAUAGCGUUCCAACAAGUACAGGCAUUCCAUAUGGUAUGUCUAUGCCGCCAGAUAAACCUGCCUCCAACUGGUUAGACAGCAAACCAUCUGUGACCAACUUACCUGCAUUGUUGUUCACCGGAUCUUUGCCAAGUCUUCCAAGCAUAAUUAAAAGAGAGGAGCAAGUGGUAUCAAUUACAAGGGCUCCUAGCCCUGUCAUUAGUGAUUCAAAUGGGUUUGAGACAUUUGAAAGAAGAAAUAACAAAGAGGAAUUUAGCAGUGACCCUUUUUCAACUUUAAAUGGAAAAUAUGAAGAGGUCAAAAAAUCCCUGAGCUUUGCAACAUGUAUGAACUCCUUAGGAGAUGGUUCGGGUGACCACACCUCCGUUGACAAUGCCUCUAUGCAAACAAAUUCAGUGGCUCCACUACUGUCUGAGAAUUUCAAACCAAAAUUUCCAUUUGGGGGUCUCCCCGAUUCCAUGGAAGCCUCAGAAACCACCAAGCUGCAGCAACUGGUAGAGAACAUAGACAAGAAGUGUGCAGACCCCAAUGAAUGCAUCAUCUGUCACCGGGUACUCAGUUGCCAGAGUGCUCUAAAAAUGCACUACCGCACACAUACAGGUGAGAGGCCGUUCAAGUGCCGAGUAUGUGGACGAGCUUUCACGACCAAAGGAAACCUCAAAACACACUACAGCAUCCAUCGUGCCAUACCCCCCCUGAGGAUACAGCAUUCAUGCCCCAUAUGCCAAGAGAAGUUCACUAAUGCCAUGGUUUUACAACAGCACAUCCGCAUGCACAUGGUUGGAGAACUCCCCAAUGUUAUCUCCCCAGAAGAGUCCAUGGAACAUGAUACAUGCUCAGUAGAAGGGAAGGAUGAUCAAGAGAAGAUGUUCGAUGAAAACAUGGAUGUAACUGAAGGUGCAUCAGACUCUAAAGACACAAUCUCUCCUCUGGACAGCUUAUGUUCAUCUCCUACUUCAUCACAGCCCACAAAGACAGCUGGGUCAGAAAGCCAGGUACUCGUUUUGCAAGAGAAUGAUGUAUUAAAUGAUAGCUUGGAGAAUGGGUCAGUGGGUGAUAAUUAUUUAGCCCCCAGAUCAUCUCCAAGUGAUGACUAUGUGAGCCAAAGACCUAGAAGCCCUGCUUUGUCUGAAGCUACAUCUUCCUGGGACUCCUUGUCUCCAAAGAGCUCUGCAUUGGAUACUUACAGAUCGCUUACAUCUGAGACAAACCAAAAAAUGUCCUCUCUAGAGACUGGCCUCUUACAGCCAGACUGUACACUUGAUUCAGCACCUGCUGAUAUCUUAAAGGAUGGAAUGACCAUGAUCUUCCAUGAACGUGGAGGCCCUAAGAGCAAUGCAUGUGAUAUCUGCAAAAAGAACUUUGCCUGUCAAAGUGCCUUGGACAUUCACUAUCGUAGCCAUACCAAAGAACGACCAUUCAUAUGCACUGCAUGUAACAGGGGAUUUUCUACCAAAGGUAAUCUAAAGCAACACAUGCUCACACACCAGAUGCGGGACCUACCUUCACGACUAUUUGAGGCAGCGAGCCAGAAUCUUAUUUCUCCACCAAACCCACCUCAUCCUUCUAUAGGCCACUUAAUUUCUUCAAAAAUAAAAAUGGAAGUCAGCAGCAUCUUGAAUAAAGAUGGCAAAGAUUCAGCAUUUGGCAUGGCAUCCUCCUCCACUCCCUCACUGCCAGUUCAUUCAGCACCACUGGCUCCAACACGGCGAAUCCCCAAACAGCAUUUCUGCCACACUUGUGGGAAGACUUUCUCUUCUUCUAGUGCCCUGCAGAUUCAUGAGAGGACCCACACUGGAGAGAAACCUUUUGCCUGCACCAUCUGUGGACGUGCAUUCACCACCAAAGGAAAUUUAAAGGUUCACAUGGGAACCCAUAUGUGGAGCAGUUCUCCAGCCCGACGAGGUCGCCGGCUCUCUGUAGAUGGUCAUUUGACAUUCCUUAAAUCCAAUUGUGUAAAAGUUCCAGAGACAAUCCCAAAAGCUGCCAUAGCCGGAGUCAGCAAUGGGGAGUCCAUCAGCCUCUGGAACCAGUAUGCCACAGCAGCUCUUACUAAUGGCUUAGCAAUGAAAACCAAUGAAAUCUCUGUGAUUCAAAACGGAGGCACACCACACCUGUCAGUUUCUGUUGGCCAUGGAGGAAACUCACUUAUUGGUGGACUGGCAGCAAGUCUGGAGAAACUACACAAUGUAGAAACUAAAAGAGCUCUCCCUUGGCUUGAGAGACUGGGUGAGAAUGGGACAAGUUUUCACCUUACACAGUUGAUUGAAGACAGUAAAACCGAUUAAUAUUUUGUACUUCUCUUUAGUGAGGAUA